UGCAAGGCAGGGCAAGUAGUCUGUAGUUGGCUGGAGGUUUGCUAACCCUGCCAGACUCGGCGUGGGAAAAUUCUAGCUGAGCCACUAAACCAAAACCUCAGGAGGAAACCUUGGGGUGGUAGAGGGGCACUGGGACCAGUGUGGCCCAAGGCCAGGGGAAGGUCACCUGCUUGGGGUCCCUUUUCUCUAGGGCAGAGCGGCUGUGGGACGUGGUGAGCUCACACAAGACUUCAUAGUGGCAGCUGGAGGGGCUCCUGGGGGGCAGCCGCUGGAGCGCUGAUCACAGACAGGGCCCCGACACCUCUGCCGCUGCCGCAGGAAGCCACGAGCUAUGCAAACUGACUAAGGGGAGACAGAUCCGUCUGGGGAUGGGCUUUCUCUUCAGACCUGCAGCUCGUGGCUGGCGGGGCACAGCCAUCUGAAAGAUGAUGACGAGGAGCCACUGAACACCACAAGAGCAGCGGGAUCUGCCCUGUGUGUAAGUCAUCUCAACUGAAGAAUCUGCUAGAACCUCCAGCUGUUCCGACAAAGCCUCACCAACUGCAAAGCAGCCUGGAGCCCAGAGAGGAGAUGUGACCUCCCCAGCCCCCCAGCUGCCCAGCCUGCCCAAUGGCAAAAUAAGACUAGAACCCAGGACACCCAACUCUGGAACCUGAUGGGGCUGCUGAGCAGCAAGAGGCAGGUCACCGAGAAGGGCAAGGGUUGGAGCCCCGAGAAGGCCAGUUCCCGGAGCCAGGCUCCCCCGCCGCUGCCGCCCCUGGUCGUCUUUAACCACCUGACCCCUCCACCUCCUGAUGAACCCCCAGAUCAAGAAGGACAUUACGUGGUGGCCCUGUAUGACUAUACCGCCGUGAACGACCGGGACUUGCAGAUGCUGAAGGGGGAGAAGCUGCAGGUGUUGAAGAGCACCGGAGACUGGUGGUUGGCCAGGUCGCUCGUGACCGGGAGAGAGGGCUACGUACCCAGCAACUUCGUGGCCCCAGUGGAGACCCUGGAAGUAGAAAAGUGGUUCUUCAGGUCCAUCAGCCGGAAGGAGGCAGAACGGCAGCUGCUGGCUCCCAUGAACAAGGCCGGCUCCUUUCUCAUCAGGGAGAGCGAGACCACGAAAGGGUCCUUUUCCCUGUCUGUGAAGGAUGUCACUGCCCAGGGGGAAGUAGUCAAGCACUAUAAGAUCCGCUCCCUGGAUGAAGGGGGCUACUACAUCUCCCCCCGGAUCACCUUCCCCUCCCUCCAGGCCCUUGUGCAGCACUAUACCAACAAAGGGGAUGGCUUGUGCCAGAGGCUGACCCUGCCCUGUGCAGCCCUGGCCCUGCAGAACCCCUGGGCCCAGGAUGAGUGGGAAAUCCCGCGGCAGUCUCUCAAGCUCGUGCGGAAGCUGGGGUCUGGGCAGUUUGGAGAGGUCUGGAUGGGUUAUUACAAAAACAACGUGAAGGUGGCCAUCAAGACCCUGAAGGAGGGAACCAUGUCCCCUGAAGCCUUCCUGGGCGAGGCCAACCUGAUGAAGACGCUGCAGCAUGAGCGGCUGGUCCGUCUCUACGCCGUGGUCACCAAGGAGCCCAUCUACAUCGUCACAGAGUACAUGGCCCGAGGAUGCUUGCUGGAUUUUUUGAAGACGGAGGAAGGCAGCAGAUUGUCCCUCCCAAGACUGAUCGACAUGUCAGCUCAGAUCGCAGAAGGGAUGGCCUACAUCGAGCGCAUGAAUUCCAUCCACCGAGACCUGAGGGCGGCCAACAUCCUGGUGUCUGAGGCCUUGUGCUGCAAGAUCGCCGACUUCGGCCUGGCCCGCAUAGUGGACAGCGAAUACACCGCCCAGGAGGGGGCCAAGUUCCCCAUCAAGUGGACCGCUCCGGAGGCCAUCCACUUCGGGGUGUUCACCAUCAAAGCAGACGUGUGGUCUUUCGGCGUCCUCCUGAUGGAAAUUGUCACCUACGGGCGCGUGCCCUACCCAGGCAUGAGCAACCCCGAGGUUAUCCGAAACCUGGAGCGGGGCUACCGCAUGCCGCGCCCCGACUCGUGCCCGCCUGCGCUGUACCGCGACGUGAUUGCCGAGUGCUGGCGCGGGCGCCCGGAGCAGCGGCCCACCUUCGAAUUCCUGCAGUCGGUGCUGGAGGACUUUUACACGGCCACCGAGGCCCAGUAUGAGCUGCAGCCCUAGAGUCGUGCCCGGGAGCUCAGGGUGACCGGGACAGGCGACUGCGGGGCGGCGCCCGUAUCCGGACAAAUCCCCGGGCACCAAGCUCCUCCGAGCGAGGACUUAGCCCGGCCCCCGUCGUCCAUGGUGAGGUGCGCAGAGUGGCCCAGGGUGCUGUAGGUGAUGUCCUCUUGUAAGGCUGCGCCCGGGCACCGCGCUGGGUUCCUGUCCCCCGGGGCCAGGUCUGGGUCCUCCCGGGCAGCUGCUGGCCGGGGCCGCCUGACCUGGGCUGCGCCCCAGGGCUUUGGGACUCUUCUGCAAUAAACCCUGCCGGUGGGUGACUCGCCCGGACGUCGCACUGGACUCUGGAAGAUUGGGGGCGGUAGUCACAGGGCGGGGUAGGGAGCGGAACCCCCCACCCGCAAACGCGGACCUCGCGGCCGGCAGGUGGCGCCCUCGCCCCACCAAUCCUGAACUCCCGGGGGGCACAGAACCUGGGUGGGAGCCGGCGCCUGGGGCCUCGCCAGGAGAAGACCCUUCCCCGGGCUCUGACACCCGGGGUCCACGCGUGAACCCCCGAGUGGGCCGGGAUGGGACAAGGACAAGGGAGGGGCGGUGGGAAGGCAGGCUCUGUUCUCCCUCCCUCUCCUUGCCUCUUUUCCUGCUCGUCCUUUUUGAGCGGUUUAGUUUCCAGAGAGAUAAACACCAGGGGCACAGCGUCCCAAAGGCCCCCCUGUUCUCAGCCACCUUCCGCUGGAGUGCUUCUGCAAGUGACGCCAGCGUUGCUUCAUUGUUUACGAGGGCCCGCGGCUGCGGGACACUGGGUUUUAGCCAAGUGUAUCCACCGCGACAGCACUGCACAGAAUAAUGUCACUGCCUGGCUCCACCUCCUCACCCCCUUCACCCGCUGGACCUCUUGGCACCCGCUUCUCAUGCUUUGAUACCUGGCCCACAAGGUAGUAUUAAUGGCACUGUCUGUACAGAGGGAGAAACUGAGGCACGAGAGUGGUCACACUACUGGUGAGUAGCAGCUGGGGGUGUGGGCCAGACCGGGUGCUGCAGGGCUAUGGGGUGAGCUCUGAGGCCGCCCUGCAGAGCUCCAGAUCCCAGGCCAGAAGAGGGGAUCCCGGAGGGGGCUGUCUGGCUGGGGCGCAGGGCUGAGGAGGCCGAGAGCCCCUCCUCCGGCCAGUAGGGGGCACAGGACAGAGAUAGAUCCAACCCUGGGGCUCCGUGGGAAGAGCUGCUGCCCUGCCGGGGCCUGGAGCACCCAGGGGUCCUUGAAGGGGUUUCCUAUGCUGUCCCUCCGGCAGAGCCGCUGUCACCACCCUGUCUCCCCCACCUCCAGCAGCCUGCCCAGCCUGCACUGCAGAAACACACUGUGGUGGAAACGGGGAACAGAGACCAGUGGGGGGCACAUGAAAAGCACCCGUGGCCCUGGGCACCCCCGUGUUUCCAGUCCCCCCUGCACUGAUGUCCACUGUGGACGGGGCUGCUGCUGAGCCAGGCGGUGCGAGGCUUGCAACGCCCCUUCCAACAGCACUGACUGUGAGCGCUAGGGGCGCCUAUGCCCAGGUCCCAGCACUGCGGGCCCAGCUGGUGCUUUUCCCAGCUCUAAUGUGCAAGUGGCACCUGCGAAACCUGGAGAAGGAGCCGCUAUCAGCAAGCCCAGUCUCCUCCUCCUCUUCCUCUUCCCUGGAACUGAAGGGGACUGUGGUGAGUUUCCUCCAUUAGGUGGCGCCCUGGUCCCCCUGGGGCGUGCUCCUGUUCCAUACAUCAGUAAGUUCACACAGGACGAAGGGCCUUCUGGAUCACAGCAGAAGGUGAACUGUGAGGAUGGGGAGGCUGUCACUUCCUGCCAGGCACUGUGUUUUGCUAAUGAAGGGAAGGUCACCCACGUGGCUGCCCAAAGCGUGCAUUCACCCUUGAACCUGGAAUUGGUGAGGGGCUGGUGCCUCGGACAUCCGGUCACUGCAUUGCUGUCCGCGGCCGGACCUCUGCUGAGGACAGCUGGAACCUCAGGACACCAAGCUGUGCUUCCUGGGAUGGAAGCUGUGCCCACCCUGUCACUUCCUGGACCCAAGGAACGUCUGUCAUAUGAAUAACAGCAAGGCCUUGGCUUAUGCGGUCUGGGUUCAAACCCAGAGUCCAGGCACUUCCUGUCCCAGGACAUGUGACUGUGGACACCGCUUGACUCUGCUGAGCCUGUUUCUUCAUCUGUAGAGCAGGCACAGUCAUCACAUACACACACACACACACACACUCGCCCUGCAGAGCUCCUCACCAGACUGUAAGUGACAGCACAGGAGAGGUGCUUGCCUAGGACCUGCCAUGGGUACCUGGAGAAAUCGGCUCUUCUUAGUGGUAUCACAGUCUCCAAGCAAGGCCUGCCUUGGGCUCCGCAUGCUCUGCGAUCCCCUUCUUGGGUACAUCCUCUGUCUGAUGCUGUCCCCUUUCCUGCAUCUUGGGUGUGACUUCGCGGGUGCACACAAGGCUGGACGCCAGGGCCUGGGUCGGUCCAGCAUGUUCCAGUCGCAUCAUGGCGGAUAGCUCCAUUCUGUGAACCCUGGUCUCCUGCUUUGUGUGCAGUGAAGAACAACGUCCCCCACCGGGCGUGUCCAGGGUAGGGAGAGAACUUAGGAAAUGUCCCCCCAAAGUGCCAAGUAUGUCAGUGUAUCGGUAUACAGCAGUGCAUCCGUUUGCCAGGACUCCUGCGGCUCCAACACCUGACCCUUAUUUCCUCACAGUUCUGAAGGUUGCAAGUCCAGGUCAAGUGACUUCCAUAGCACUUGUCUCAUGAACUGGCUUGUCACUCUUCAUGUAUCCAGGUAUCAGGAACCUAUCUCUUUCUGAGGCUUCAUAACAUUCCACUUUAUGGAUUUUAUUGUCAGCUUUUCAUUGCUGUGACAAAAUACCUGACAUACACAACUUA
Fukomys damarensis (Damara mole-rat) is the source of this 5060-nucleotide messenger RNA. It is a transcript of the gene Blk, whose product is annotated as BLK proto-oncogene, Src family tyrosine kinase. The transcript is spliced from 14 exons. The coding region runs from base 656 to 2155 and encodes 499 amino acids. Gene Ontology annotation, cellular component: extrinsic component of cytoplasmic side of plasma membrane. The record is from RefSeq and is a predicted model, not a curated record. Gene Ontology annotation, molecular function: non-membrane spanning protein tyrosine kinase activity; signaling receptor binding; ATP binding. Gene Ontology annotation, biological process: cell differentiation; protein phosphorylation; innate immune response. Lineage: Eukaryota; Metazoa; Chordata; Mammalia; Rodentia; Bathyergidae.